This is a messenger RNA of Rosa chinensis, 1107 nucleotides long. Its product is annotated as PHD finger protein ALFIN-LIKE 4. Gene Ontology annotation, biological process: regulation of DNA-templated transcription. The transcript is spliced from 5 exons. Gene Ontology annotation, cellular component: nucleus. The record is from RefSeq and is a predicted model, not a curated record. NCBI's taxonomy places the organism in Eukaryota, Viridiplantae, Streptophyta, Magnoliopsida, Rosales, Rosaceae. Gene Ontology annotation, molecular function: transcription cis-regulatory region binding; histone binding; transcription coregulator activity. Bases 158 to 949 code for a protein of 263 amino acids.
AGAAGGUUUGAAGGCGAAGGCGAAGGCUAACAAAAUUCACAUAUUGCGUUUUUGAUAUAAACUCUGGCUCUGACUCAAUAAUAACUUAUUGACUUGGUUUUCCGAGCGCACUCACUGACUGAAACACAGAGAGAGAGAGAGAGAAGAGAAGAGAGAGAUGGCUAUGAACGGAGCUGGCGCCGCAGCAGCAGCAGCAGCCUAUAAUCCUCGCACCGUUGAAGAGGUUUUCCGAGAUUUCAAGGGCCGCCGGACUGGCUUGAUCAAGGCUCUAACCACUGAUGCUGAAGAGUUCCAUCAGCAGUGUGAUCCUGAGAAGGAGAAUCUUUCCUUGUAUGGAUACCCUAGUGAGCAAUGGGAAGUCAACUUACCUGCUGAAGAAGUGCCUCCGGAGCUGCCAGAGCCUGCACUGGGUAUCAACUUUGCAAGAGAUGGUAUGGCAGAAAAGGACUGGCUAGCUUUGGUUGCUGUCCACAGUGAUGCAUGGCUACUUUCUGUUGCCUUCUAUUUUGGAUCCAGAUUUGGGUUCGAUAAGGUUGAUAGGAAGAAACUUUUUAGCAUGAUAAAUGAACUUCCAACAAUAUUUGAAGUUGUGACUGGUACUGCAAAGAAGGAAGUAAAGGAGAAGCCAUCUUCAAACCACGGUAGCAACAAAUCCAAGUCAAACUCCAAAGCGAGAGGAUCAGAAUCCCAAGCAAGACAUUUGGAAGUGCUGCCAGCAAAAGAUGAAGAUGAGGGGUUAGACGAAGAUGAGGAAGACGAACAUGAAGAAGAGACUUGUGGAGCUUGUGGCCGAGGCGGGCCAUCUUCAUUAGAUGAACCCUGGAUUUUGUGUGAUUUCUGUGAGACGUGGUUCCACAUGAAGUGUGUGAAGGUGACCCCUGCAAAAGCAAAGCAGAUUAAGCAGUACAAAUGCCCUUCAUGCAGCAACAAGAGGGCUCGCCCAAUGUAGUUUUCUUCUAAUGGCUUUUUUCUAGUCGUAAACAUACUUUCAGAACACAUUAGUGAUAGCUUGUUGUUUAUUAUUAUAAAACGUUUGACUGUUUAAUGUUUUUAUGUAAUUCUUAGCAUUUUAGUACUGCAAUGCAUUGCUAAAUUCUUAAGUAUAAA